This is a messenger RNA of Durusdinium trenchii, 3450 nucleotides long. NCBI's taxonomy places the organism in Eukaryota, Dinophyceae, Suessiales, Symbiodiniaceae. The record is from the annotation of a GenBank genome assembly.
CAGGCGCUGGACAUCCGGGGCAACACGGUGAACCACACCAAUGUCUCUUUUGAAGCGCGCUUUUACCUUGACAACUACACCGGGGGCUACCUACGACCCUUGAGCUUCAGGUCUGUGCCUCUGAUGUUGCAGCGAACCACGGACAGCUGGCUCCACGACCACCUUCACGUCAUGGACUUUGUGUUGAUCGAGCCGGGGAACUACACGAUGGAGCUGGAUUUGGUGGGAGCGGGUCCUUUGGCAGUCAGCCCGCUGAAGAUUCUGGCGGCGCAAGAUGAUGUUCAGCCACAGAUGUGCACCGUCUCUGGAUCUGGCGCAACCAGCUUCACUGCAGGGGUGGAGACCAACUUCACCCUUCAGUUGCGGGAUGCCUUUCAAAACCCUGUGCCCCACAUUGAUGGCACGGAGGUUUCAGUGGACUUGGCCUUCGUGGAGGAGAUCAAUCCCAACGGCACCCUGAACGACCGGCUCUUCCGGAACCUCACCGGAGGCCACUACACAACAGCCACCUCCAUCACGAAGAGCCCUCAUGGCACCUAUUUGAUCACCUACACCGGGCUUCGUGCUGGGCUUAACACCUUGGCGGUGAAGGUCAAUGGUCUGCUCAUCAUGGGCGAGGAGGAGCAGGUGAAGUACAACCCACCGCUGCAGGGGCAGAAUCUGCCUUUGGAGGUCAUCGGCACCUACAACCAGCGUGCGGAUGGGCAGAUGACGGUCUUUGCGCCGGCGAGGCUUCCUUUGGAAUGCACGACGGGGGUCCUUUGCUCAGUAGUGUUCCAUAUGCGGGACACCUAUGGGAACCGCAUGCUGGCAGACUUCACGUCGCAGCUCCGGUACCACACGGCCUCGGUGCUGUGCAAUCCGCGGGACAUGGAGGAUGUACGAUGCACGCCAGUGGAUGAGGGCGAGUGCCGACACCUCUUCGGUGAGAUGCACACCUGCGACCUGGUGCCCACCAUCGGUGGGAACUUCCUCCUCAGGCUCUUGGUCAAUGAACAAGAUGCCUCCUUUGGCCUCUGGGCGGAAACCGGGAAUGUCUAUACCUUGGAGGCGGGCCUCAGCUACACGCAAGGCCCCACGGAGAUCCUGAUGAACAUUGGAGACAUCAAUACGUCCACCUCCACGGUGGAAGGGCCUGGACUUGACCUUGCAGGCAACGUGGUGGGUGUUCCAGUGAUGGUCCUGGUGCAGUUGAAGGAUCAGUAUGGCAACAACCGCAUCGUGACGGGCAGCGACUUCCAGCAGCGCCUCAACGGGAUCCUCGCCUCGCUGGGCGACACGGCGCUGGACACCGUGGUGAACGACAACGGGACCAUCUCCGUGACGGUGCAAACGAUCAUCGCCGGCUACCAUCGGCUACGCAUCCGAAUGGGUAUUGGCUGCCUACAGGCCAACCCAGUGGAGCUCUGCGAUGAUAUCUCCGGCUCACCCUCGGAGCUUCUGUGGUGGAAGGCCGCGGAGGUCUCGGAGAACGGGAUGACGUGCGACACGCCCUACAUUUUCCAGGCGGGGACCAAGUAUCACUUCACCUGCACUGGGCGGGAUCUCUUUAGUAACCUCAACCCAGAUCACGAGCUGCAACUCGUCGCCUAUUUCGACUUCCAAGCGGACCCCGACGGCAGCGUGCCACUGGACGGUUGGUUCCGAGGGAAUCUCACCGGCUACAAUCUGAACCAAAGCUUUCGUGGCAGCUACAGCCCAGUGGACUCCUUGUACCACUUCGAGCCCACGGUCUACCGUGCCGGCUACUACAGCAUUGAGAUCUACCUCUCAAGAGGUGACGGAACUGGAACCCCUGUGCUGGUCUUGCCGAGCAACGUAGUAGCACUAGGCCGGCCUCGAGGGGAGCAGACCAUCAUCCUUUGCACGCCCGCGCAGCCGUCGAACAUGUCCUCGGUGGUGGUGCCCUUCGUCACCGCCUCGGCCACCGUGGCCAACGAGGUGAACAUCCAGACGCGAGACCGCUUCGGGAACGCCAUCGAGGUGAACGGUGGGGACAUCGUCACAGGGCUCCUCUAUGGUGAGCAACAGGUGAGUAUCAGCUUCAUCCACUUGGUGCAAGGCCGCUACCGUGGGGUGCUGGUGCCGCAGGAUGCUGGAGCCACGGUGGUCGACUUCAAGGUGGCCGGAGAGUCCAUCCUCGGCUCACCGUUUGACUUCCUAGUGACACCUGGGCCGAUGGUGAUCACGCGCUCGCUGGUCGAGGGCUUCCCUUCGGAGUUGACUGCAGGAAAGCUUUCUUGUUGGAAUAUUACUUUGAGAGACAACAGCGAGAACCACCUGAUGUCGGGGCAAUUCGCGGGCAAUGCCAACGAUCCGACGUUGGAGUCCGUGACCUGCUCGGAUGCCGGCUCCUACUGCAACCACACCGAUUUGAAUGGGACCUUCACCUGUUGCAUCAACAAGACAAUGGUCCAAGAGGGCCAGGCCAACUACGUCCUGGAUCAGUUUGCCUUCUCUUGCCGCGUGCGAGGCGACGAUAUCGCUCAGCCAGUGAACAUCAAGCUGAAGCCACACGCGGUGUCGCCGCUGUGGCCAGACAGCAGCAUCAAGCAGCAGCCCUAUGGCAUGAUGGGACCAUACGAAUUUCCGAUGUACAUCGAUGAGGGCACAGGUUGGCAGGACUGGCCGAGCUUGUACUUCCGACGGGUGCAGAAUGAUUUGUCGCAGCAGCCGCAGCAGCGCUACAAUCAAGUACGACUUUGGUAUGCGGACGGGUUUCAAAAUGUUUUCCGAGGCUCAGAUGACGCCGUCUUGCUUUGCGAGGUGAAAGGCCCCCAUAGCCUGCAGCAGCGGACGUUGGGGAGGCCUUCGAGGCCGAUCUAUCGCUUGCCCUAUGUGCUGAACCAGGAGUUGGGCGUCUUCGAGGUGAACCUGGACUUUGCCCAGGCCGGUUACCACGAGGUCUUCUGCUCCACAGCGGUGCGUGGGGGCGCGAAUGCGCAGUACUUCACCCAAAGCGACUGGCAAGGCGAUGAGACCCGGCAGGUGGUCCAGGAGGUGAACCUCAGCGUGGGCGUCUUCGAGUCACCGCGCUCUGCACGUUGGGAUGCCCUGCUGGUGCCGCCCCGCUCGGCCAACUACACGCUGAUCCUCAAAGCGCAUGGGCAGGAAGCUCAGCUGGUCUUUGAGAACCGUUUGCGUGCGAAGAUCCGUGCCGUGGGCGAGUUGGACGAGGACAUCGAGACGCAGAUCGGCCCGCUGAAUCUGACGGUCUUGGAGCCGUACUCCGUGCAGGUGAGCUGGACCGGCCGCGGCGACUUCACGCCGAGCUCGGUGCAGCUGCGCUGGGAGAGCGACGGAGGGCUGCCACCGGAGGUGAUCCCGGCCACGUACCUGUACCACUCCAAGACGCUGCUCAUUGGAUACCCCCGUGGCAUCAAUGUCUCGGACGUGCCGGGGCCGGUCCAAUCCUUCGAGCGGCUGCAACCCUUCGAGAACGGCAAGGUG